Molecule: messenger RNA, 1160 nt
Organism: Danaus plexippus (monarch butterfly)
Lineage: Eukaryota; Metazoa; Arthropoda; Insecta; Lepidoptera; Nymphalidae
Product: luciferin sulfotransferase-like
Exons: 8
Coding region: 74-1069 (331 amino acids)
Biological process (GO): sulfation
Cellular component (GO): cytoplasm
Molecular function (GO): sulfotransferase activity
Source: RefSeq, a predicted model, not a curated record
AUGACUUGCGUUACUUGAAAAUAAAUACAAACCCACAUUUACUUUUAUUGAGACAUCCCUGCCGGUGAUCGCGAUGGACGAGCUGAACUUCCCGUACGAUAUAACACCCUUCACUGAGGAAGAAAGUGAAGAGCUAUUGAAUUACUUACAAAGUUCUAAAAUAGUCUACAAUCAUAUUGGACCCAAGGCCUAUGUCCUACCCCGGGAGUAUAACAGGAAAGAGGCAGCCAAUAUUUACAACUUCCCUGUGAGAUCUGAUGACGUAUUCGUCGUCACUUUUCCGAAAUCAGGGACAACGUGGACUCAAGAAUUAGUGUGGCUGUUGUUGAACGAUUUAGAUUAUGAAAAAGCAAAGAAAAAAUUAAAUGAUAGGUUCCCAUUCUUAGAGGCAUCACUGUUCUCGUUUGAAGAUACUUUUUCUGGCCAUGUUAAGGAUGGUGAAUUACAAGAUUUUGGUCCACCGACGGUUGAUGAUAUUAAAGCACUACCUUCUCCUAGGUUUAUCAAAACCCACUUACCUCUCUCCUUACUUCCGCCAAACUUACUGGAAGAAACAAAGGUAGUUUACGUCACCCGUGAUCCGCGAGAUGUCGCUGUAUCUUUCUAUCACCAUUACAAGUUGAUGAGGGUCAUGGCUCCAGAUAGAGACUUCAAGACAUACUGGAACUUCUUCAUGAAUGGCAAAAUAACUUUUGGUCCGUACUUUGCCAGUGUCCUGGAGGCUUGGGAGAAACGCAACCAUCCCAAUAUGCUGUUUUUAUUCUAUGAAGAGCUCUCUAAGGAUUUGCCUGGAGUUAUUCGUCGAGUCGCAAACUUCUUUGACAAGAAGAUAACAGAAGAACAAAUAGAAGAACUCAGAGAACAUCUUAAAUUUGAUAACUUUAAGAAAAACAAAUCCGUCAAUUAUCAAGACAUGCAAGAUAAAGGAAUUUUCAUGAAAGACGGUGGAUUCGUGAGGAAAGGUAAAGUCGGCGGCUGGAGGGAGUAUUUUGACGAGGAAAUGACAGUUCAAGCCGAGAAAUGGAUAAACGAUCAUAUUAAAGACACGGACUUUAAAUUUCCCGAAUAAAAUAUGUUAUUACGUGUUUAAUGUCAACCGUUAACUUAACCGUUAACAAAACAACACCCAUCUUGUAAAAUAUAAAUAUUUAGUCCUAGAA